UGUCAUUGCUGGUGAUCUUCCUUUGACUAUGUGGGUAUAUGGUCAGGGAUAAGCAUUCCUCAUUUCUGGAGGAUCCAUCCAAAAACAUGAAGAAAUGAACAGAGAAUAUGGAUGAUGAAGUCAAUUUCAAUAAGGCACGUAUAUGGAAGCAGGUUUCUUGGCUAUAGGUUGAAGAUGAUCGGUGGGAAUUUCGAACAUGGAAUCAUUUCUUGUUCCAAACAUCACAUAUCCAUUUAAAUAUUUCUCUAAGGUUGCAUAUAUUUUCCAUCAAACACUAAUCAACCAGCAAGUCAACGAUGAAAUCUCCUCCUCUUCAUCUCUCUACUCCUCAUAUCUACUCAACCAUCAUCAAUCGCUCCUAUUCUCUCUUUCAUUUCAUGGCCUUGAUCGCCCUGCUCUACUAUCGACUCUCUUCUUUUCUCCUACAGAAUCCCACACUCCCUUAUCUUCUACUCUUUGCCUCUGAGCUCUUGCUUUCCUUUAUUUGGCUUUGUAGCCAAGCUUAUCUAUGGGCACCAGUUUCUCGAACACCUCUCCCACAAAGGUUGCCGGAAAAUAAAGAACUUCCUGCUAUUGAUGUGUUCAUAUGCGCCGCAGACCCCAAGAAAGAGCCGCCUGUGGAGGUGAUGAACACAGUUUUAUCUGCCAUGGCGCUCGAUUAUCCACCGGAGAAGCUCUCUGUGUAUCUUUCAGAUGAUGGGGGAUCUUCUUUGACGUUAAAGGGUAUGAGAGAGGCUUCAGCUUUUGCUAGGUCUUGGCUUCCAUUUUGUAGAAGAUUUGGGAUUAAGAAUAGGUGUCCUAAGGUUUAUUUUUCAAGCUUGGAAGAUGAUCUUAUUCACUCUCGUAGUAUGGAAUAUGAAGAGGAAAAGGAGAAGAUCAAGAAAGAAUAUGAGAAGUUUAAAGAGAGUGUGAAGAUGGCAGAAGAAAGUGAAGAAAAUGCCAUUGAUCAUCCUCCAGCAAUUGAGGUGUUACAUGAUAAAUCUGAUAAGGAGAUACCUCUUCUCGUCUACGUUUCUCGUGAGAAAAGGCCUCAUCAGCCACACCAUUUCAAAGCUGGAGCACUCAAUGUUCUUUUAAGGAUCUCAGGAAUUUUAACAAACUCGCCUUACAUUUUGGUACUAGACUGUGACAUGUACUGCAACGACCCAACAUCUGCUAGGCAAGCAAUGUGUUUCCACCUUGAUCCUGAAAUCUCCUCCUCGCUUGCUUUCGUCCAAUUCCCCCAGAAAUUCCACAAUAUAAGUAAGAGUGACAUCUACGACGCCCAAUUGAGAACAUUGUUCGUUAUAAGGUGGCCGGGUAUGGAUGGACUUCAGGGGCCAAUAUUGUCCGGCACUGGCUUUUACAUGAAGAGAAAGGCUUUGUACGGUAAUCUUCCACUGAAGGAUGUAGAGCAGCUGAAACAGUCAUUUGGUCUCUCAAAUGAUUUUAUAAUGUCAGUUCACCACAUCAACCAACAUAACCUCCAUGACAAUAAAGAAUCCUCAAGCAAACCCUUCCAACUGCAAGAGGCUCAAUUUUUGGCCAAUUGUAAUUAUGAGAAACAAACUCUAUGGGGCAAACAGAUAGGAUUCUUAUAUGAUUCUGUGGUAGAAGAUUACUUUACUGGGUUCAUCUUGCACUGCAGAGGUUGGACUUCUGUUUUUUGUAAUCCUUCAAGGCCAGCAUUUUUAGGCAGUGCAACCACAACUUUGAAUGACACGUUAAUACAAGGAACAAGAUGGAAUUCUGGGUUAAUGGAGGUUGCCAUCUCAAGGUAUUGUCCUUUCAUUUAUGCGUUAUCAAGGAUGUCUUUGUUGCAAACCAUGUGCUAUGGAUAUCUUGCUCUCCAGCCUCUCUAUUCCUUUUCCCUGUGGUGUUUAGCUACUCUGCCUCAACUUUAUCUAUGGAAUGGCAUCCCCAUUUAUCCUAAGGUUGCAAGUUCAUGGUUUUUUAUCUUCGCAUUCGUAUUCCUCGGAUCUUUCUUUAAACAUUUAGAGGAGGUUGUCUCCUCAGGAGGCUCAAUCCAAACGUGGUGGAAUGAACAACAAAUCUGGAUGAUAAAAUCUGUAACAGCUUAUACAUAUGGCAGUAUAGAUGCUAUGAUGAAGUGGGUUGGAUUGAGAAAAGCCAGUUUCGUGCCAACCAACAAAGUUUCUGAUGAAGGAAAAUUCACAUUAUACCAAAAGGGGAAAUUUAAUUACCAAACAUCAACAGUGUUACUUGCUCCCAUAGUUGCUUUAGUCAUUUUGAACAUGGUAUCUCUUGUGGGUGGUGUUGCUAGAAUGUUGGUCACUGGAACUUGGAAACACAUGUUUGGACAAGUUUUUCUCAGUCUUUAUGUAGUAGUGGUGAAUUUCCCAGUCAUUGAAGGGAUGCUAAUGAGGAAGGAUGAAGGAAGUGUUCCAGUUUCUGUAAGCAUCUUGUCUCUGAUAUUAUCCUUGACAUUCUUGUAUCUAGGAUCCAUUGUUCUGUAGUCUUAGUUCUACGAGAUGGGUAUUAUUAAAAAAAAAAAAAUUGUAGAUGAAUUCAAGAAUUAGUUUUAUUCAAUUCUCAAAUCGAACAGCCACAUAUAUCUGUCAA
Molecule: messenger RNA, 2562 nt
Organism: Manihot esculenta (cassava)
Lineage: Eukaryota; Viridiplantae; Streptophyta; Magnoliopsida; Malpighiales; Euphorbiaceae
Product: cellulose synthase-like protein G2
Exons: 8
Coding region: 297-2456 (719 amino acids)
Biological process (GO): cellulose biosynthetic process; plant-type primary cell wall biogenesis
Cellular component (GO): plasma membrane; trans-Golgi network
Molecular function (GO): mannan synthase activity; cellulose synthase (UDP-forming) activity
Source: RefSeq, a predicted model, not a curated record